AUGCCCCAAGCCGUCAAAUCUGCUGGAUGUCUCAUCAUCGGCGACGAGGUUCUUAACGGUAAGAUCCUUGAUACUAACUCAUAUGAAUUUGCCAAGUUCUGCUUUCAUGAGCUCGCCGUGCCUUUGAAGAAAACAGUGGUUUGUGGAGAUGACAAAGCUGAUAUCAUCAGAUCUCUCCAGAUUUUGCGGGACGAAAACUGUGACUUUAUCGUCACAAGUGGAGGAAUUGGCUCCACUCACGACGACAUCACCUACGAUGCAUUGGCUGCGGCAUUUCUGGUACCAUGUAAAUUGGACCAGGAAACCGUUGACAGAAUGCAAAGGCUCCGCCUGUCGUACUUGAGCCUGCUCUCGCCUCCUCAAUUGAGUGCCUUCUACAGAAUGGCUACGUUUCCCCUGUCAUCGGGCUCCGUGUCCGUGCUGAAGACAUUCCCGGACAGCGAGCUUUGGGUGCCAGUAGUAGCCAUCAACGACCAAGUGUACGUUUUGCCUGGAGUGCCUGAAUUGUUCAAGAAACUCAUGACUUCGCUAGCGCCAGUUAUCAAGCCUCGCGUGGUGCUGAAGGAGUAUCGCCGCUACUUUGUGUCGACCUCAAGCAACGAAAGCAAUAUGGCUCCAUUCUUGUCGUCUCUUCAGAACAGGUGCGAUGAGAAAUACGGUGUUCAGCAAGUCAAAGUAGGCUCCUACCCUCAUUUCACUUGGAGAUCAGUGACCAUCAGCAUAAUAGGUGACUCGGCUGUGCCAGAACCUGAUUUGCGUGCUAUAGUAGAUGAGGUAGUUGCCAACUUAGGAGGAAAUGCCCAGGAGAUAACUGCCGAGAGAGAGGACUACAUCACCACCCACGAGCCAGAGAAAUUGUGA
Messenger RNA from Sungouiella intermedia, 861 nucleotides. NCBI's taxonomy places the organism in Eukaryota, Fungi, Ascomycota, Pichiomycetes, Serinales, Metschnikowiaceae. The record is from the annotation of a GenBank genome assembly.